AGAACAUCUACCUCUCCGCUGAGCUUGGUCAGAUUUUCAGUCGGAAUUAACAUCCUGAAGAUCACAGCUCCGGAAUGGCACCCAGACCUUUCCAGCAACUCUUCCUCGCUGCUCUGAUAGCCCUUGUACCUCACGCAUCCGUUGUAGUUGGCCAUAUAUGCAGUGGUUUAGACCCAAAUGAAGUGUGGCUUCCUACUGGGAGCAGCCAGACCUUCACUUCCAAGAACCACCCAUGGCUCUACGGACCGUUUGACAGUGAAUCCUGGGUUUUCUGUGCCGAGAACCCCUAUCACCGGAUAGAGAUUACUUGCGACAGUUUCAGCGUUGGCUGGGCAUCCCCAACUUGCCCGGACGACUAUCUCGUUAUCUCCAACACUGACGCAGAAAACACCUACUGUGGGACUAAUGGGCCAGAGAGUAUAGAGACCAACGAUCGUGGAACGGUAGUCGACUUUACCGUAAAAACAAUCAUCCCUUUCUAUCCGGGCUUCAACUGCACUGCCACAGCGGUCAACCCUGUCUGCAGAGACGAAAGCAACCCGAAAGAGAACGAGGUUUGGCUGGACACGUGGGACAGCGCGACCUUCACGUCCCCGAACUACCCUUCGGAGUAUGGUGCUGGAGACAGCACGUACUGGGUUUUCUGCGCCACUGACCCAGACGACAGGAUACUGAUUCACUGCACCGACUUCAGUGUUGGUUUGUGGUUUUUUGUCUGCUUAGGCGACUUCCUUAACAUCCCCUUUGCUUCUCCCGAAAAGUACUGCGCUACUGCUGGUCCGACGAAUGUGUUGACAACAGAGCGAGGGACAAAUGUCAGCCUUACCGUCACAGAGACAAUUCACUUCAAAGGGUUUAACUGCACGGCAAAAGCUGUAAACCCUGAUCCAGUCACCACCACUUCUGAAACAUCGACCACAGGAGGAACCACAACCACAGAAUUAACCACUGUUGAAACUACAUCCACAGGGGAAUAUACAACAGCACUGCCAAACAAUAUGUGCAGUGAUGCAAAUAGCCCGGCAGAGAACGAGGUUUGGCUGGACACGUGGGACAGCGCGACCUUCACGUCCCCGAACUACCCUUCGGAAUAUGGUGCUGGAGAUAGCACAUACUGGGUUUUCUGUGCCACUGACCCAGGCGACAGAAUAUUGAUUCACUGCACCGACUUCAGUGUUGGUUUGUGGUUUAUUGGCUGCUUAGGGGACUUCCUUAGCAUCACUUUUGCCUCUCCCGAAAAAUACUGUGGUAUGUUUGGUCCGACGAAUGUGUUGACAACAGAGCGAGGGACAAAUGUCAGCCUUAGCGUCACGGAGCUCUUUCACUUCACCGGAUUUACUUGUACAGCAAAGGCUGUAAACCCUGAUCCAGUCACCACCAAUUCUGAACCCUCGACCACUGGAGAAACUACAACCACUGCCGAAACCACAACCGCGGGUGGAUCUACAACCGCUGCUGGAACCACAACCGCGAGUGGAACAACAACCGCGGGUGGAACAACAACCGCGGGUGGAACUACAACUGCUGCUGGAACAACAACCACGGGUGGAACUACAACUGCUGCUGGAACCACAACUGGGGGUGGAACAACAACCGCGAGUGGAACCACAACCGCGGGUGGAUCUACAACCACUUCUGCAACCACAACCGCGGGUGGAACUACAACUUCUGCUGGAACCACAACUGCGGGUGGAACAACAACCGCGGGUGGAACCACAACCAUUGCCGGAACAACAACCGCUGCUGGAUCCACAACCGCGGGUGGAACGACAACUGCUGCUGGAUCUACAACCGCGGGAGGAACAACAACCGCUGCUGGAACAACAACCGCUGCUGGAACCACAACCGUGGGUGGAACAACAACCGCUGCUGGAACAACAACCGCGGGUGGAACCACAACCGCUGCUGGAACCACAACCGCGGGAGGAACAAGAACCGCUGCUGGAACCACAACCGCGGGAGGAACAACCGCUGCUGGUACCACAACCGCGGGUGGAACAACAACCGCUGCUGGAACCACAACCGCUGCUGGUACCACAACCGCGGGUGGAACAACAACCGCUGCUGGAACCACAACCGCGGGUGGAACAACAACCGCUGCUGGAACCACAACCGCGGGAGGAACAACAACCGCUGCUGGAACCACAACCGUGGGUGGGACAACAACCGCUGCUGGAACCACAACCGGGGCUGGAACAACAACCGCGGGUGGAACAACAACCGCUGCUGGAACCACAACCGGGGGUGGAACAACAACUGCGGGUGGAACAACAACUGCGGGUGGAAGAACAACCGCUGCUGGAACCACAACCGUGGGUGCAACAACAACCGCUGCUGGAACCACAACCGUGGGUGGGACAACAACCGCUGCUGGAACCACAACCGGGGCUGGAACAACAACCGCGGGUGGAACAACAACCGGGGGUGGAACAACAACCACUGCUGGAACCACAACUGGGGGUGGAACCACAACCGCGGGUGGAACCACAACCGCUGCUGGAACCACAACCCUGCUGGAACCACAACCGUGGGUGGAACAACAACCGCUGCUGGAACCACAACCAUGGGUGGGACAACAACCGCUGCUGGAACCACAACUGCGGGUGGAACAACCACUGCUGGAACCACAACCGGGGGUGGAACCACAACCGCUGCUGGAACCACAACCGCGGGUGGAACCACAACCGCUGCUGGAACCACAACCAUGGGUGGGACAACAACCGCUGCUGGAACCACAACUGCGGGUGGAACAACCACUGCUGGAACCACAACCGGGGGUGGAACAACAACCGAGGGUGGAACAACAACCGGGGGUGGAACAACAGCCGCUGCUGGAACCACAACCGCGGGUGGAACCACAACCGCUGCUGGAACCACAACCGGGUGGAAACAACACGCUGCUGGAACACACAACCGCCGGGUGGAACACAACCGCUGUGGAACAACAACCGGGGGUGGAACAACAACCGCUGCUGGAACCACAACCGCGGGUGGAACCACAACCGCUGCUGGAACCACAACCGCGGUGGAACCACAACCGCUGCUGGAACCACAACCGCGGGUGGAACCACAACCGCUGCUGGAACCACAACCGGGGUGGAACACAACCGCUGCUGGAACCACAACCGCGGGUGGAACCACAACCGCUGCUGGAACCACAACCGCGGGUGGAACACCGCUGCUGA
Penaeus chinensis is the source of this 3185-nucleotide messenger RNA. Its product is annotated as mucin-19-like. The record is from RefSeq and is a predicted model, not a curated record. Bases 75 to 3185 code for a protein of 1036 amino acids. The transcript is spliced from 13 exons. Lineage: Eukaryota; Metazoa; Arthropoda; Malacostraca; Decapoda; Penaeidae.